Molecule: messenger RNA, 1668 nt
Organism: Solanum lycopersicum (tomato)
Lineage: Eukaryota; Viridiplantae; Streptophyta; Magnoliopsida; Solanales; Solanaceae
Gene: BOP1
Product: BLADE-ON-PETIOLE protein BOP1
Biological process (GO): regulation of DNA-templated transcription; induced systemic resistance, jasmonic acid mediated signaling pathway; plant organ development
Cellular component (GO): nucleus
Molecular function (GO): transcription cis-regulatory region binding; protein binding
Source: RefSeq, a predicted model, not a curated record
AUGAGUAAUAAUCCUGAAGAUCCCUUAAGAAGUCUCUCUUUAGAUUAUCUCAAUCUCCUCAUCAAUGGUCAAGCUUUCAGUGAUGUUACUUUUCAUGUUGAAGGUCAUUUAGUCCAUGCUCACCGUUGCGUCCUGGCAGCAAGGAGUCAAUUCUUCAGAAAAUUUUUCUGCGGGCCGAGCUCUCCUCAGUCCGGCCCGCAACUCGGCUCGGUUAACGGGCCGAGAGAUACUGGUUCACCAGCAUCAUCAGUAGUGAUACCGGUGAAUUCAGUAGGAUAUGAGGUGUUUUUAUUGAUGAUGCAGUUUUUAUAUAGUGGACAAGUAUCAAUUGUACCGCAAAAACAUGAGCCAAGGCCAAAUUGUGGAGAGAGAGGUUGUUGGCAUACACAUUGCACCUCAGCCGUUGAUCUUGCACUUGAUACACUCUCAGCCGCUAGAUCUUUUGGUGUUGAACAACUUGCUUUGCUCACUCAGAAGCAAUUGGCAAUCAUGGUAGAAAAAGCUUCAAUUGAGGAUGUGAUGAGAGUUCUAAUAGCAUCAAGGAAGCAAGACAUGAAUCAACUAUGGACUACGUGUUCACAUUUGGUUGCAAAAUCAGGUCUUCCACCCGAAAUGUUGGCCAAACACCUCCCCAUUGAUGUUGUAGCCAAAAUUGAAGAACUACGCCUCAAAUCCAACCUAGCACGUCGAUCCUUAAUGCCACAUCAUCAUCACCACCUCGACCUCAGCUCUUCAGCUGAGCUCGAGGACCAAAAAAUCCGUAGGAUGAGACGAGCCCUUGACUCAUCGGACGUUGAACUUGUCAAGCUUAUGGUGAUGGGAGAAGGUUUAAAUCUUGAUGAAUCAAUUGCACUACACUAUGCAGUUGAAAAUUGUAGUAGGGAAGUUGUGAAAGCUUUACUAGAGCUAGGUGCAGCGGAUGUUAAUUUCCCUGCAGGACCUGCAGGGAAAACUCCGCUGCACAUUGCUGCUGAAAUGGUGUCACCAGACAUGGUAGCUGUUCUAUUAGACCAUCAUGCUGAUCCCAAUGUACGAAUGUUAGAUGGCAUCACUCCAUUGGACAUUUUACGUACCCUAACAUCCGAUUUUCUAUUUAAAGGAACUGUACCUGGACAUGUCCACGUCGAACCUAAUAAGUUGAGACUCUGUCUUGAACUUGUUCAAUCAGCAGCUAUGGUGAUUUCAAGAGAGGAAGGGAGCGCAAACAUUGAUCUCUCUUCGACAAAUAUUUAUCCUCCAAAUAACAUGAGUGAUGAUCAUACAUCUAGCACAAGUACUAGUGGGACUAAUAACAUUGAUUCAAGAAUGGUGUAUUUAAAUCUUGGUGGUGGAGUUACUAAUACUUCUUCAACUCAUGAUCACCCUUCAUCAAUGUAUCACCAUUCAUCACAUGAGUAUUAAGAUUGUAUAUAUAAAUUGAGACCAACUAGAAAGGAAAGUCAAUCAUCUCAAUAUUAUGAUCUAUAUAUAGUUACAUGUAUACCUUUGCUCUUUAGCGUACUAUUUUGUGCGGUGUCACGGACUUAGAGUUUUACUAAUAUUUUGUGCGGCACUUGACAACUGGGUUAUGACAUUGGCCUAUGUUAGUUGCUUAGAUUCUUCGAGAAUAUUAUCACUUUCGUGUAAGAUAUUCUUUAAAGGUAUACUAUCUUUUAGGAGUUCGAUCGA